Messenger RNA from Racocetra persica, 1494 nucleotides. Lineage: Eukaryota; Fungi; Glomeromycota; Glomeromycetes; Diversisporales; Gigasporaceae. The record is from the annotation of a GenBank genome assembly.
AUGACAUAUCCUCAAGGAGAUCGUAAAGGAGAAAUAAUUUCUAUCCAUUUACAAAAAAAGGCGUAUGAGUUUAUAAAUGCUAGUUUUAAUAAAAAUAAUCUUACUAUAGGUGCAUUAGAAUUAAAAAAUAAAAACUUGAAUCAGCGUUUAAAAAAACUUAAGUCUUCUCAUUCACUUUCGGUACAAGUAGCAAGAGCCAAACAAUCUAAAAAAAAACAAAUUUCAAAAAUUCGGUCUUCUAUUCGCAAAGCAAGUAAGGUUCAUCCUGCUCAAUUUCAACAAGAAGUUAAUAAGUUAUUUAGAGCUAAUAAUAAUGAAUACAAUGCGAAAUUUGUGAAAUUGGCUACUGAUAUUAACUUUGAAAAUUUUCGUGUAUUAUUAUGUGCUGGAAUAGAAAGUGCACUAAACGGGUUUACUAAAUGGAUGGAAACCUGGAUUCAUUUACCUCUCAGCGUUUGCCAAUUAGGUGGUGUAGAUGGACCCGAGUUCGCUUGUGCCUUUUUAAAUGUAUUUUUUGAUAAAACUUUUUUAAGGAUUUCAACUUUAAAAGAGACAUUGUAUAUCAAGCUUCUAAAAGAAGACCUGUUUAAUGGACAUUCAAAUACAUUUGAAUUAUUAGAAGUAUUAGCACACCGUGAUUUUUUUGAAGAAUUUAAAAAAUUUGCUGAUUCUGAUAUAUCAGAACUGGCAAAGUUCCCCCUUAUCUAUGUGUUCAUUAAAUUUCGGAUAUGGAGCAUUGUUGCUCAGCUAUAUGCAGUCGCCGAGGCUUCAAAAGCCGAAACUAGCGGAGGCGAAGGCGUUGAAGUGAUCAAGAACGAACCUUACGAUAAUGGAAGGGGUCAAUAUACGUACAAGAUAUAUCAUCUUUCUAGCAAAGUUCCAACGUUACUCAGAGCAUUGGCACCUAGUGGAGCGCUUGAACUUUACGAAGAGGCGUGGAAUGCUUACCCACAUUGUAGGACAGUCUUGACAAAUGGAUACAUGAAAGAAAAUUUUAAAUUAGUUACUGAAACAAUGCAUAUUGAUAAAAGCCGCGGCGAAGUAGAAAAUGCUUUGAAUAUUUCCCAAGAUCUACUUGAGAAACGUCAAAUAGUAAUAGUCGAUAUUGCAAAUGACCCUGUUGAUAAGAAAGAUUACCAGGAAGAUUUAGAUCCUACCUUGUUCCAUUCCGAAAAAACCGGUAGAGGUCCAUUGAAAGGAGAUUGGAUUAAAACUGUCACACCGGUUAUGACUUGUUAUAAGCUUGUUACUGUAGAGUUUAAAUGGUUCGGUCUUCAAACUAAAAUUGAAGCAUUUAUUCAAGAUGCCAUGCAUUCUCUUUUUAUUAAGUUUCAUAGACAAGUUUUUGGUUGGACCGAUAAAUGGUUUGGUAUGACUAUGGAAGAUAUUCGUGUAUUAGAAGAUAAAACAAAACUAGACCUUGAGGAGUCACUGUCAAAACCAAUAGAAGUCUCAGAAGUUGAAGCGGGAGAAACGGUGGAUGUCAGGGCUUAA